CUGAGUUCAAAAUGCGUUGUCUCGUGUUGUUCCAUUCAUCCUAACUUGUUGCUCGUGACCAUUGACAAGACGCGUUCCUCUUCAUCUGUUCAUUUCACAAAACCAUCAGAUAUUAGAGGGGUUGACUUUACUCUUGCGAGUCUGUCGCUACCACAGCGACCGACAAGAAUGUCGACCAGCUGGCGUUCGCCAUUUCCUAUCCUUCCUGCACCACAAACUACACCUGUCUCCACAAAUCCCAAGUCGCUGAGACGGCCUAUUCACAACCCGUACGAUAAAUUCACCAAACCAGAGUUCGACGAUUGGAUUGGUGGUAUUACGAGUGCUCUGCGCAGAGCACUCGGUGAGGAGACUGAAGAAGAUUCUGCCCUUGACGAACACCAGUCACAGGAUGUUAACGCAGCUGCCGAGGAAACAUUCUCAGAUCAGUCGUUCGAAGAUUCAUUUGCUGAUAUCCAGAGCAGACGCGCCAAAGGAAAGGCCAAAGAUCCGCGAGAGGGCCCUGGCCUUGGUGCCGAGCAACAUCCGAUUGAAUUGCUUUCCGACUCCGAGUCAGGUGCUGAAAGUGAGGAAGAAUACGAAGAGUAUUCUGAUAGGGAAGCAGAGGUCAUUGGUACAGAGGGGGAAGGUGAGGGUUAUGACGGUCACCACCAAGCCAGGAACUGGACCGUAAACCGCCGCCACUGCCUUGUCGAUCCUCAAGUCGAGAAAAAUGAGGUGGCGGAAAUAUCUUCUAGGGAGGAGAGUCCGGACAUCAUUGAGAUAUGCUCGGACGACGAAGAAGAUACUCGAGUUUCUGUACACGAAGCUGGAUACAGUGGCAGGCAGUAUGGGUCUUCGCAAUUACCUCCUGAUGAGGUAGAGGUUGAGUUAGGCCCCAUUGAUGCCGUCCUGUUUGAACAAGAAGGCCAGCUGGAUGCAGACGUCGAAGAUUUCCCUCCAUCUAUUACGCAGCGUCAACCGUCUCUGCCUCUGGAACUUCCUGAUCCAUGGCAGGGUCCACGAACAUACGCCGAAGAUUUCUACACUGGUGGCGAUUUUAAUCCGCAAGAUCAGCUGAAUGGCGUUUCCCCUUCUAGUCUUACUCCCGUGCAUGACGCACACGUCGAUACACUGCUUUCCAACAUACUGCAGAAUGAUGGGCCUCCUGGGCCCAAGACAGAACCUGCUGUAGUCAAUGUAGACUUGACAGACGAAGCACUCCCUGAUUCGAGCCCCCCUCCGUCAUCUCCUGUCGAGGGGCGCUCCAGUCGUAGUCAUGUGGAUGACUACCAGCUCUCGAAUGUACGAGGGAUCCAUGGGGAGCACGAAGAACUCGAUAACAUCCUUGACCAUUUGUAUCGAGACGUGGACAACCUAUCUCAAGACGAGCAGCAAAUGAUCUUUGCCUCAUCAUUUGAUGAAUUUCAUAGCGGAUCAAUGUCUGCUCCCCAGACCUACUCCAAACCUGCUGAACACCUUGAUUGGAAUUGGCCUCCCGCGUUCUCGCGGGGAAAGUUUGCUAGCCGUGCUGGACACCUCGAAACUUCUUCUCCAAGGGCGGGGGUUGAUGAUAUUGAAGAGGCCCAGGAUAAUAUCAUUGAUGUCGAUGCGGAACAUAACGAGGAGGAGGAUGAGAGCGAAGAAGCUCCGGAAGGUCCUAUUCCACUAGGAACCAGUGACCUUGGGUAUAAUGAUGAGAUUCAUCAGGAACAGGACGACCGAAACGGGCUAGGCGUGGAGGUUGUUGAGGAAGAUGAUAUUCAGGCUCCAGAAGCCGACCAGUUUCCCCUUCCUUUGGACUCCGAGCUGAAUGCUGAAGAAUGCGUCGUAGUGGAGAGUUUCUUUGAUCUUCUCAAGUGUGGAGCGUUGCCUUCAGCAAACGUGACCGAAAAAGUGGAGACCGCACUGGUUGACAUUAGUGGUGUGGUCGCUGCUGAGUUUCUCGGCGGGGAUGUGACGUCUCCGCCAGGCAUUGAGGACGCCGGUGACACUAUGGUGCCAACGGAAGCAUUGGAGUCUGGAGAUAGGGAGCUUCAGUCGCAGCAUCUAGAUGCUAUGGUGGAAUCAUCUACCUCAAUCGAACCGACCCCUACCACGGAGAUCCAAAAUGGUUUUGAGAACGUAACUUUGGAGAAUGUCGAACAUCAUUCUCUUCCUUCUGUUGCGCCUACCUCCACACUCGGUAACUCUCUCGAGGAACAACUUGACAAACCUAAUGACGAGCCCAUUUUUAUUGUUAUGGAGAUGGAAGCUACUGCUCCCAUUCCUCAUGGGUCGAGGAGCCUCCUACAGAAGCCUCGGUGGAGCCGGAGAUUCAGGCCGCUGGCGCAGUCAACAUGCUGGCGGAGACCGUUCCUGUCACACCGAAGCCUACUUCUGCGGAACCACCCUCAUUUGAUAAUCACAAUGUCUCGGUCUUCCCAAUGCCCAUAUUCUGUGAUCCUUCCGUGUCGGACCCUAUCAUCUGUUCUGGGACCAAUCAUCCGCAACGGACUCCUCCACGUUUGGUCGAACUCUCGGGCACCCCUCACAUCACCAUCAGCCCGCACUCUACACCAGGCCAACCCACUCCGGUUUCAGUACCCGUCUCUAUGUCAAUGUUGCAUACUUUCUCUCGUCGGGAAUCGCCAUCCGAUGGUAGCAGCGGUCCAAGUGGUCUUUUCACGCCUCGGGAAGGCGAGCCGACUAGUGUGGGUACAGGUGAUGUCUUUGGCACGCCUUCUCCCUCUCAUGCAGACCUGCCACUCCCGUCUUCUGACGAUGUUAUGGCCUCCGUUACGAGUGCUCUAGCAUCACGAUCUGAAAUUGAUACAACCACGAUCGAUGUUUCCAACAACAUUGUAGUCGCCGAGCCAAGUCCAGCC
Molecule: messenger RNA, 2846 nt
Organism: Suillus subaureus
Lineage: Eukaryota; Fungi; Basidiomycota; Agaricomycetes; Boletales; Suillaceae
Exons: 6
Coding region: 169-2772 (867 amino acids)
Source: RefSeq, a predicted model, not a curated record